Protobothrops mucrosquamatus (brown spotted pit viper) is the source of this 1922-nucleotide messenger RNA. RefSeq names its product epsin-1-like. The record is from RefSeq and is a predicted model, not a curated record. Gene Ontology annotation, molecular function: phospholipid binding; clathrin binding. Bases 1 to 1896 code for a protein of 631 amino acids. NCBI's taxonomy places the organism in Eukaryota, Metazoa, Chordata, Lepidosauria, Squamata, Viperidae. The transcript is spliced from 10 exons. Gene Ontology annotation, biological process: endocytosis. Gene Ontology annotation, cellular component: clathrin vesicle coat; endosome; plasma membrane.
AUGUCGACAUCUUCAUUGCGCCGCCAGAUGAAGAAUAUUGUACAUAAUUACUCUGAAGCCGAAAUCAAGGUCCGUGAGGCUACAUCAAAUGACCCUUGGGGCCCAUCUAGUUCUCUCAUGUCUGAAAUUGCCGAUCUCACCUACAAUGUGGUAGCCUUCUCAGAAAUCAUGAGCAUGAUCUGGAAGCGUCUUAACGACCAUGGGAAAAAUUGGCGUCAUGUCUAUAAGGCUAUGACACUUAUGGAAUACCUAAUCAAGACAGGUUCAGAGCGGGUUGCACAGCAGUGUAAAGAGAACAUCUACGCCAUCCAAACACUAAAGGAUUUUCAGUACGUUGACCGGGAUGGCAAAGAUCAAGGGGUCAACGUGCGGGAGAAGGCCAAGCAGCUGGUGGCCCUCCUUAAAGACGAUGAGCGUCUCAAAGAAGAGAGGGCCCAUGCCCUCAAAACUAAGGAGAAGCUGGCCCAGACAGCAACCGCUUCUUCUGCUUCGUCGUCUUUGGCAAAUCCCCCAGUAGAAGCAGAGCAAGCAUGGCCCCAGAGCAGUGGGGAAGAAGAGCUGCAGCUACAGUUGGCACUGGCCAUGAGUAAAGAGGAAGCGGAGCAGGUAAGCGCCAAGCCCCCUGCAGUGGCCGACGAAGACCUACAGCUCCAGCUAGCCCUUAGCUUGAGCAAAGAGGAGCACGACAAGGAAGAGCGGAUCCGGCGCGGGGAUGACCUACGCCUCCAGAUGGCCAUUGAAGAGAGCAAGAAGGAGACGGUCCCUGCUAAGGAGGAGUCAUCCUUGAUGGACCUUGCUGAUGUCUUUACUGCUCCACCACCUGCUGAUACGUGGGGUGCUCAGCCUGCUCCUGCUGACCCUUGGGGUGGCUCUGCCACAGUAGUGCCUGCAGCCCGCACGGACCCGUGGGGCCCCCCUGCUGCUGGAACAGCCCCUACAGGAGAUCCAUGGGGAACUUCCACAGCACCUCCUGCACCCCCCUCGGACCCCUGGGGAGCGCCCCCAGCUGCCAGCGCUGAUCCCUGGAAGGCCGAAGGUGGGACUUCUGUGUGGCCCACAACAGCACCACCCACAGACCCAUGGUCCUCCAGCACGGCUCCCACACCCCAAGGAAAGCCUGCUCCUGCUCCUUGGGCUCCAGCGUCCACUUUUUCAGAUCCCUGGGGGGGCUCCCCUUCUAAGCCGAGCACCAACGGCGUGGCACCUGCCAGAGGCUUUGAGCAGUUUGAUGACGGGGACAGGGAUGAAUUCUCUGAUUUUGACAGCCUGCGCCCAGCACUGCCCAAAUCUGGAAGCAGCACAGGUGAACUGUCCCUCUUAGCAGGGGAGGUCCCUCUCUCUCAGGCUGGCAGUGGCAAGGACAGCCCCAAUGCUUUUGAUAUGGCUGCCCUGGCUGGGUCACUGCCAGAGACCUGCAAGCCGAUGCGUAAAACUCCCGAGUCAUUCCUGGGUCCCAACGCAGCCCUGGUGGAUCUGGACUCGCUGGUUAGCAAACCUGCUGCUCCAUCCAGCAGCACCAAGGCUUCCAACCCCUUCCUCCCCCCUGGUAAGGGUUCAGCUCCCGCCCCAUCUGCCUCGGCCACCAAUCCAUUCCAGGCAGCAGCAGCCACCCCGCUGUCACUCAAUCAGCUCCGUGUCAGUCCAGUACUUCCGUUAUCACAGCCAGCGCCACCAGCGUUUCCUGCCAAAGCUCCAAUCGUCUCCGUGUCCCCCAUGGCUCCCGGGAUGCCCUUAGCCUCCGUUUCCCCCAUGGUGGCGGUGCAGCCCUUGGGGGCUGUUCCCCCUCUGGGGCUCCCUGCCAUGGGGCUGCCCCCUCAGAGCCUGCCCCCUGCCAGCGUUGUUUCCAGCAGCACUUCGGCCUCCACCCUGGGGAGCACCAACCCCUUUUUGCUAUAACUGGGGGACCUUUGGCCCGGUGUUGA